GCCCUAUAAAUCAGAAAUACUUGUUCUUGACAAAAUUUUGAACCCUUCUAUUACUAUUACUGAUUGAUUUCUUGUGUGUGGGAAUUUCAGUAUAGACUCUCACUCGCAGCGUUUUUAAGAGAUCAUUAAUUCGUGAGUGUAAUUCAUUUCCCUUAGAAAAAUUCCCAAACAAGCUGUAACUACCACCUAACCCAGAAGAAGAUGGCAAUCACCUCGUCAGCUGCUCAGAAGCUCCUAAGCGUUGGCACUAAGAUAGUCGCCGUUGGCCGUAACUAUGCCGCUCACGCCAAAGAGCUCGGCAACGCCCUCCCUAAGGAGCCGGUGCUGUUUUUGAAGCCGACAUCUUCGUAUUUGGAAAAUGGAGGCACGAUCGAGGUGCCGCAUCCAUUGGAGUCGCUGCAUCAUGAGGUGGAGCUGGCGGUGCUGAUCGGAAAAAGAGCUAGGGAUGUACCCGAGGCCACUGCUAUGGAGUAUGUCGGAGGUUAUGGUCUUGCGUUGGAUAUGACUGCAAGGGAGAUCCAAUCUGCUGCAAAGUCUGCAGGUUUGCCAUGGACAGUAGCUAAAGGCCAAGACACCUUCACUCCAAUCAGUUCAUUUCUUCCACCGUCAAUGGUGCCAGAUCCCCAUGAUUUGGAGUUAUGGUUGAAGGUUGAUGGGGAGAUUCGUCAAGAAGGCUCUACCCGUGAUAUGAUAUUCAAGAUUCCAUACUUGAUUAGCCACAUAAGCUCUAUCAUGACACUGCUUGAGGGUGACAUCAUUUUAACAGGCACUCCUGAGGAUGUUGGUCCAGUUAUGGUAGGACAAAAGAUAGAAGCCGGGAUAAGAGGUCUCCUGGAUGUUCACUUUGAUGUGGGAAAACGUCAGCGGGCAAUAUCGUAGCAUUAUUGGUGAUUUGGUGUGUUCACAAGUAUGUAUCUGACCAACAAUCUAUAAUGAAAUUUCAAACCUCCGUCAUUAUAUUCUUACCAAAAGUUUGAACAACAUAAAAAAAUGCUCACAUCUUGAGACAUUUCAAAACCACACUUAUUGAAGAAAUCGUAGAGCUUCUGAAUGAAGUUGUAAGAUGUUAUUGAACCACAGUUAUGACUUAUAUGCCAUGCCUCCAAGUACAAUUAUA
Molecule: messenger RNA, 1117 nt
Organism: Cuscuta epithymum
Lineage: Eukaryota; Viridiplantae; Streptophyta; Magnoliopsida; Solanales; Convolvulaceae
Source: the annotation of a GenBank genome assembly